AUGCCAGCUCCCCCACCACCCCCGCCGCCGCCGCCGCCCGGAUUUGGAGGACCGCCUCCCCCACCUCCUCCUGGAGGAGGAUUUGGAGCAUUGUCGUCUGGAGGAGCACCCAAAGCUGGCCCUCCAAAGGGCGCUCCUUCUCGAGACGCCCUCUUCAGCGACAUCACCAAGGGCAACAAGGGCCGACUUAAGAAGACACAGACAAACGACAGAUCUGCAGCACAGACUGGAGGAGGAGGAGUGUUGUCUGGAGGCGCUCCGAAGGGACCCUCCUCUGCACCUGCCGUGCCGGGCAUGGGUAUGGGUGCUCCUGCUGUGCCUGGAAUGGGAGCCCCGGCCGUUCCAGGCAUGGGAGCACCAGCAGUUCCUGGUAUGGGAGCUCCUGCUGCUCCUUCGGCGCCUGCAGCUGCGUCUGCCCCUUCAGCCCCGGCGAUGGCCCAGCAAGACAUGUCUGGCCUGUUUGCUGGAGGUAUGCCCAAGCUCAAGAAGCGAGGAGGCAACAUCAGCUUGACGGACGACCACAGCAGCAGCGGUAACUCGUCGCCACCUCAAGGGGGGGCUCCAGCCAUCCCGUCGCUGCGAAAAACUUCAGGAGCUCCCUCGGCCCCCGGAGGUUUCGCUCCCCCGCCUCCUCCCGCUCCCCCUGGAGGCGCCCCUGCUAUUCCGGGAGCUCCAUCUGUGGCCUCCAGCUACAGAAGUGCAUCAGCAUCUUCUGGUGCCCCCCCUCCUCCCCCCGGAGGUGCCCCGCCUAUUCCUGGAGGAGCUCCCCCGCCUCUGCCAGGAAAAGUCAGCACCUCAGGAGGUGCUCCCACUUUUGGAGCUCCUCCUCCUCCGCCUCCAGGUGGAGCCCCCGCAUAUGGAGCUCCCGCUCCUCCUACACCGGGCACUUCAUCGCCCAAGCCUCCCCCAAAACCUGCGAAACGUCCCCCGGCCCUCAAGCCCAAGCCCAAGAUCCCUACUCCAGGCUUGAAGCCCGCGGUCCCUACUCCUGGGCAGCGACGAUCCGUGAGCCCUUCACCUGGAGCCCCACCUCCUCCCAUUCCCGGUUCUGUGGCGCCGUCAGUGCGCCACGCACCUUCACAGUCAGUGUCUAGCAUCGCGAGCUCAGUCAGCACCCCCAGCACCCCUCCUCCAGCCCCUCCGGCGCCCCCGCCUGUGCCUGGAGGAGCCGCUCCCCCAAUUCCAGGCUCAGCGGCCCCUCCCGCUCCUCCUCCCGCUCCUCCAGCAGGUUUUGGAGCCCCUGCUCCCCCCAGUUUUGGAGCACCCACGCCGCCUCCGGCUCCCCCAGCUCCCUCAGCUCCCCCAGCUCCCCCAGCUCCCCCAGCUCCACCCUCGGAACCCCCGAGCACACCUAGAGGCCCUGCCAUGUUUGGAGCCCCCAUGCCCAAAUCACCAGCUGCUGCAUCGCCUGGAGCUCCCCCUCCCCCUCCUCCUGGGGCUGCUGCACCUGGUUUGGCUCCCCCAGCUCCUCCAGCACAGCCUCCGUCGCCAGGACGGCCCUCUGGAGCUCCCCCGCCUCCUCCUGGGCCUCCUGCUCCCCCUACAGAUCAAUUUCACUCAAUGAUUCUGGACGAUGGAAGCAGCAGUGGGAGCCAUGGUGCUCCUCCUCCCCCUCCUCCCUCUGCGCCACCUUCCAACGGAGGACACAGUCACGGAGCACCCCCUCCUCCCCCUCCCAAUGGAGGAGUUAACAGACGUAGGGACGUUGUCCAGCGAACUUCGACUCUAGGAUCAAACAAUAUCCGAACGCUCGACACGUCGGCGUACACCAUCGCUCCACGGGCUGUGAGCACGCCUGUAGGCUCUAGCUCUGGCGGAGGGGGAGGUUCCAAGCCGCCGCAGAUCAAGAUUGACGACAGUCGGUGGAAGUGGAGAAACGCUCACGAUCUGCCCAAGCCCAGACGGUUUGAGGGUAAAACAAAACUGUAUGCCAGUGGCCGGGGUUCGUCGGUGCCCCUUAACCUGGCUGCCUAUGAGUAA
Yarrowia lipolytica CLIB122 is the source of this 1980-nucleotide messenger RNA. RefSeq lists its product as uncharacterized. NCBI's taxonomy places the organism in Eukaryota, Fungi, Ascomycota, Dipodascomycetes, Dipodascales. The record is from RefSeq and is a predicted model, not a curated record.